Molecule: messenger RNA, 1077 nt
Organism: Magallana angulata
Lineage: Eukaryota; Metazoa; Mollusca; Bivalvia; Ostreida; Ostreidae
Exons: 1
Coding region: 24-689 (221 amino acids)
Source: RefSeq, a predicted model, not a curated record
UGUAUCCUUUUAGAAUCAAACCCAUGGCUAAUACCAAGUUAACUAAAGCGAAGCAACAUGAAGGAUGUCCUUUCUGUGACAAGCCAGUAAACGAGCCUUGGCAGGAUCAUGUUAUCUUAUGCUCAGGCCAAAAACACAAAUGUCUGACGUGUGGAGUUCGCUUUAAGAAGAACAGCUAUCUUCUGAAACACAUGAAGAGACACGCUCAACCAGCUACAGUAACGCCACCAGCGAAAAAACAGAAGUUAAGUCCCUCUCAGUCUUUAGAGAAAGCCCCAGAAAGGAUCGAAUCCACACUCACUACACCAGGUUUAGAAGAGGAUGACAGCCCGAGUGAAUGGGAAACGCAAGACCCUGGCAACCUAGAAGAAGUUCUAUUGGGAUCGUGUAGUGGGACAGAUGAAGAGGAAGAGUCAAUGGCAAAAGAUGAAGACAAUGAUCUAGAAAUCGGAAGAAUAGUGAGGAAGAAAACUCAACCUGUCUUGUUCACUGGUCGCAGAUCCGAAGAAACCAAUCGAGAUCAAAAAGUUCGUAACGAAAGUAGCAAUCUGGAGCCAUCUACAAGGGAUGUAGCCGUGCAAACAGAACCAAUUUUGUAUGUACACUCCACGAAGAAAGUAACAACCAAGUGGGAGAAUGGAGUGAAAGUAAAGGUGAUUGAGAAGAAAAAGAGCCUGAACAUGGUGUAGAGACACUCUGUUUGUUGUAAGAAAAUGGUAGAUAACCAUUUCUUGUUGUGGAAAACUUUUUGUUUAAAAAUAUUGUUAAAAAUAAUCUACGAUCAUUGUAAAUAAGAAAAAUUGUACACACUGCUUGUUUGUUUUUAUUCCUGGAUUCAAGCGAGGACGCUUGAGAAGGAGGCGUGGGUAAUGUAACAUAAAUGGUAAAUGAAAAUGGGUGAUGAGUACCGAGAGACACUCUGAAGUCGCAAACGCCCGAUUCUUUGAUUGUUCCGAGUAUCUCAGAUCACGUGAUCAAAGGGUAUAAAUACGAGAUGCCGUGAGUCAGCAGUCAGUCGCAGUGUAGACGCUGAAGUGAAUACUUCAAGGUAAGCUUAUUGUUCGUAAGUCAAUAUUG